This is a messenger RNA of Rhipicephalus microplus (southern cattle tick), 507 nucleotides long. RefSeq names its product probable ATP-dependent RNA helicase DDX5. The record is from RefSeq and is a predicted model, not a curated record. Lineage: Eukaryota; Metazoa; Arthropoda; Arachnida; Ixodida; Ixodidae.
AUGGAAGAAGUCGAAGCCUACUGGCAGACCAACGGCAUCACUGUCACUGGGUGCGACAUUCCUAAGCCCAUCCUGCGAAUCUACGAAGACAGUUUUCCUAAGCACAUAUCGAAGGUCAUCGAGGCAUUGAACCCUGGCUCAGCACUCAGGGCAAUGCAAGCCCAGUGCUGGCCCGUUGCAAUGAAAGGUAAAGACCUCGUCGUCAUUGAUCUCAAUGGAUCAAAAGACAAGCAUCAGGCGUACCUCGUCCCAGCCAUCAUACACGUUUUGCACCAGCCGGCGGUGUUGCGAGGCUCUGAACCUUUUGUUCUGGUGGUCACAGUGACGCGAAUAGCGGCCCUUCUGGUACAGAAAGCAGCAGAUGAGCUGAAGGCUGGGUCAGGGAUCCGGAUUUCGUAUCUGCUGCCCGGAGAGCCCCGCGAACCGCAACUCAAGGAUCUCGGCGAAGGCGCUCACAUCUUGCGUCGCAACGCCAGGACGCCUCGUGUCUUUCAUGGAGGAGUGUAA